UCCUGUUCUGUGUUUUCAGUGUGAACGAUGGAGCUUCAGUCUGCCAGGACAGAAUCAGUGAAGGAGGGAGGAGAGAGGGAGGAAGGAGGAGGAGGGGGACAGAAGGUGAACAUGAAGAGGAGGCAUGAGGAAGAGGAGGCCUUACCCACUAAGAAGCUGGCGGCUGAUCACAGUGUGAAGGUGGCGAGUCACUAUAACAGCCUACAGGAAGUCGGUCUGGCUGCACGAAGUCGAAGCAGAAUCUUCUUCAUGAGGAACUUCAACAACUGGCUGAAGAGCGUCCUGAUUGGUGAAAUCCUCGAGCAGGUGCGAGGGACGCAUUCUCAACCGGUGUCUGUGUUGGACCUCGGCUGUGGGAAAGGAGGAGACCUGCUGAAGUGGCGGAGAGGAGGAAUCAGUCACCUGGUCUGUGCAGAUAUAGCAGCAGUGUCGGUGGAGCAGUGUCAGAGUCGGUAUGAAGACAUGAAGAAGAAAAGUCAUGUUCAUGAGAAAAUCUUCAGCGCUCAGUUCAUCACUGCAGACUGUGCCAAGGAGGUUUUGUCAGAGAAGCUGGACGACUCUGAGCUGAUGUUUGACAUCUGCAGCUGUCAGUUUGUUUAUCACUACUCGUUCGAGAGUGAACAGAAGGCUGAUAUGAUGCUGCGAAAUGCCUGUGAGCGCCUGAAACCCGGAGGGUUCUUCAUCGGAACAACACCAGAUGCCUUUGAACUCAUUAAACGUUUGGAGGCAUCAGACUGUUUGUCGUUUGGUAACGAGGUUUUUAAAGUUUCCUUUCAGUCCAAAGGUUUCUAUCCCCUAUUCAGAUGUCAGUAUCACUUCACCCUUGAGGACGUUGUCAAUGUUCCAGAGUUUCUCGUCUACUUUCCUCUUUUUGAACACAUGGCGAAGCGUUACAACAUGCGUCUGGUGUUGAAGCAGAGAUUUUCUGAGUUCUUUGAAGAGAAAGUGAAGAAGGAGCACCAUCGCAGCCUCAUGAUGAAGAUGAUGGCUCUGGAGCCAUUUCCCACUGAGGAUGGAGGCCAACAGGCUACAGACAGCAGUGGAGAGUACUGUCAUGCUAAAGAGCAGUGUGGCAGAGCUGGAAUCAAACUACCACUGGGCACGCUGAGCAGAUCUGAGUGGGAAGCAUCCAGUAUCUACCUGGUCUUUGUCUUUCAGAAGAUGUCCUGAUGCAGAAAACAAACUCUUCUGUGGUCUGUGAACCCACCUGCUUCUCGUGAGCUCACUUGCUCUCCAUCCUGUGUUUGUACAGUGUUGCCUGUUUUCCUUUUGAAGUCAGUUUUUGAUAAAGUAUGAACUGAAUGAAUUAAAACUACAUUUAAACAUGAUUUGUCUUGCCUU
This is a messenger RNA of Chelmon rostratus (copperband butterflyfish), 1341 nucleotides long. RefSeq names its product RNA (guanine-7-) methyltransferase (gene rnmt). The transcript is spliced from 10 exons. NCBI's taxonomy places the organism in Eukaryota, Metazoa, Chordata, Actinopteri, Chaetodontiformes, Chaetodontidae. Gene Ontology annotation, molecular function: mRNA 5'-cap (guanine-N7-)-methyltransferase activity. Gene Ontology annotation, cellular component: nucleus. The record is from RefSeq and is a predicted model, not a curated record. The coding region runs from base 28 to 1170 and encodes 380 amino acids. Gene Ontology annotation, biological process: 7-methylguanosine mRNA capping.